This is a messenger RNA of Folsomia candida, 1325 nucleotides long. RefSeq lists its product as uncharacterized. The record is from RefSeq and is a predicted model, not a curated record. Bases 172 to 1284 code for a protein of 370 amino acids. The transcript has 5 exons. NCBI's taxonomy places the organism in Eukaryota, Metazoa, Arthropoda, Collembola, Entomobryomorpha, Isotomidae.
UCUUCGAUGUUCGAGCAGUUCUAAAAUCAAUCACAGUCCUCUGCUCUAAAAUAUUACACUUUCAGUUAUACAUGUACCUAAAUACAGCUAAGCUUACGCAUAUCGCACACAAUUGAUUACUUAUUAUUUUGCUAAAUACAUUAGUUUCGCAUAUAUUAUUUGUGGAAAAUUAUGUCUAAAACCAAGCUUGAUAUUACAGUAAACUAUUUAACCCUAUGUGUCCUCAUUAGUUGCAUCAACCUGAUACAUGUCAAUGGGGGUAAAGCUAAUAAAUCAAAAGGUAAUCGGGAUGGAAGUGCAGAUUCGGCGACAAUUUCAGACAAUGAUGAGGAAAUCUUGUCACAAAAUUACCAAGGAGUAGUAUUCAUUUAUCCACAAGGGAUAAGAAGUGAACGAGACAUCCCUGUAUGUACAAAGUGGAUCUCAAAGCAGCCUUCAGGAGAUCAUCAUGAGACGGACACCACAGAAGAAAUGCAGGGAGAUAUGGGCGUUGAAGUUGGAGUCUCUGGAGAUUUUGGAUUUUCCAACAAAACAAUUACAAAUCAAGACAUUCUGGUGACGAGACGGGAUUCGACGGAUGACCAAGACCAAGGGGUUCGAUGGGAGUCAGCCUGCAAUCUUAUUCACAAGCGGUACUUUUACCCACCAGUUGUAGAAAGACUUUGCAGGUGCCCUGAAAGGACAGAAUGUCCAUGGGAGUGGAGCCACCCUCCAAGUUAUCCUAACGCACCACAAAAUGUUAAUUCGACAACACAACAACAUCGAGGACCCAGGGAUCCGUUUACCAUUAUGUUAAGCAGCAGAUCUCAGGCAAAGUUCUGCACUGAAGUAACAUCAGCACUUCCAAAGUGUCAUCAUCAGAAAAUAUCACGCCCUAACAUGUCACAAAGUCCGUCCAAAAUACCAAAUUUGGUUAAAACACUGAGAAAAGUUGGUGGUGUGGACGAAGCGCCGAGGGUCACCUUAAACUGCUUUUGUCCGCCUUUGUACCGUCAAUGGAAUUAUAUCGGACAAACUGAACCCACUGGAUUUGGCAACGGCACGACGGAGACUAAUUAUUACUACAAGUGUGACAGACUCCCAAGAUGUCGCACAAAUAACAGGUGUGGAAAUAUAAGGACCGAUCUCCACUUCAGCUUCUAUCACUGCACAUGUCCUCGCAACCAUUUGUGCUUGCCCAAGGUAUACCCACCCGAGACCAAGAACGACGUUGAGGAAGAUAUCAACGAAGUUUUAUUUAGGGGACAAAUCUCACCCGCAUUUUGUAUGCCAUUUACGCCAUAAACUAUAAUAAAUACAAUAAUAUUUUUAAAAUCUACCCCAUA